This is a messenger RNA of Emiliania huxleyi CCMP1516, 672 nucleotides long. RefSeq lists its product as hypothetical. Gene Ontology annotation, biological process: transmembrane transport. Gene Ontology annotation, cellular component: membrane. NCBI's taxonomy places the organism in Eukaryota, Haptophyta, Isochrysidales, Noelaerhabdaceae. The transcript has 3 exons. Bases 1 to 672 code for a protein of 223 amino acids. Gene Ontology annotation, molecular function: channel activity. The record is from RefSeq and is a predicted model, not a curated record.
AUGCGUGCGAUCGCCGACCCGUUGCUUGUUAACGAUGCCAAGCCCGAGAGGGAGCUCACCACCAAGGCGCUCGCCGAGGCCCUAGGCACCUUCUUUCUCGCCCUCAACAUCGGGAUGUGCUCCGGCGACCUGGCCCCGUUUGCUGUCGGCGGCACGCUUAUGAUCAUGGUGUACGCGUUUGGACACAUCAGUGGCGGCCACUUCAACCCGGCGGUCACUCUCGCGGUCUACCUCCGCGGCAAGCUCGGGGACGCCACCAACGCCGCCUACUAUGCCCUCGCCCAGUUUGCAGGCGCAUUCGCUGGCGCGUUCGUGUCGAACAUCCUCUCCGACGAGCCAGGCUACCCCGCCCCAGCCGCCGACGCGGGGGCGCUCAAGGCGCUGCUGGCCGAGGCAAUCUACACCUUUGCCCUCUGCAGCGUCGUCCUCAACGUGACGACGACGAAGAACCAGGAGGGCAACUCGUUCUUCGGCCUGGCCAUUGGCGCGACCCUCACCUGCUCCGCCCUCGCUGCCGCCGGCAUCUCGGGAGGCGCCUUCAACCCGGCAGUCGGCACCGGGCUUCCAUUGGCCGCCGCCGCCGACUUUUCAAGCGUGUGGAUCUACUGGGCUGGACCCCUGCUCGGCGGUGCCGCCGCGGGUGCGGCGUUCAAGCUCAUGGGGAGCGAGUGA